AUGGAUUUCGUCUUCCCCGUUGAGACCGUCUCGCAAAAGGCCUUUAUCGCAUUGGCGGUGGUCUUUACUUUCAUUGCCACAGCAUCGCUUGGGCUGCGGCUUAUGGCCCGUCGGAUCAACCAGAGGGCGCUGGGUUUGGAUGACUACUUGGUGCUGUCGUCAUGGGUGCUUCUUCUCGGGUACCAGGGGAUUAAUAUCUCAGCCGUAAUAUACGGCGGCAUGGGAUUCCAUGCCAAGGAAAUCGAAACCAGAUUCGGCAUCGUGCCUGGUGAAUCAAGGUUCAUGAAGUACUUCCUUGCCAUGUCGAUAGUCUGGUGUGGUAAUCUCGCCCUCACCAAGGUCGCCAUCUUGGCACUCUACUGCAAGAUCUUUACCAUGCGCCCAUUCAUCAUUGCCGCUCGCUGCGCCACUGCUCUUGUCAUCUCCUGCACCACCAUCAUGGCCAUUGGAUCUUUGACCAUCUGCCGUCCCCUCGACUUUUUCUGGAACAAGACCAUCGCCGACGGCUACUGCGGCGACAUUUCAGCGCUAUGGAUUGCCACGGCAUCCAUCAGCCUCACGACCGACUUUAUCGUGCUCCUCCUCCCGAUGCCGCACCUGUACACGCUUGAGAUCAAGCGAUCCCUCAAACUCGCCCUCUUCGGCGCCUUCAGCUUAGGUGUUGUCACAUGCGUGAUCGGCGCCGUCCGCCUCUACAUGCUCGCACACUACGACCCGUCCGACCCGCCCUACAACGCGCUGCCCAUGAUGCUGCUGGGCUUCAUCGAGCCGGCCAUGGGCAUCACGCUGGGCUGCGUGCCCGUGCUGCGCCCGCUCCUGGACCGCCGCCACUCCAACGAGCGCGUCCGCAGCUCCAAGCUCAUCCCGCUCUCGUCCUACGCCGCCUCCACCGCCGGCGUCCAGUCCCGCGCCACCAGGUACCACCAGACCAUCGACAGCAGCUCCGAACCGCAGCUCUACCCGCCGCCGGGCGCCAUCACGGUCGAGAAGUCGUGGGACGUCUACAACUCCACUCCGACGCCGACCAGGGAGACGUGCUGA
Molecule: messenger RNA, 1041 nt
Organism: Pyricularia grisea
Lineage: Eukaryota; Fungi; Ascomycota; Sordariomycetes; Magnaporthales; Pyriculariaceae
Exons: 5
Coding region: 1-1041 (346 amino acids)
Source: RefSeq, a predicted model, not a curated record